GCUUCUCCUCUGGCCAUAGCGACGAAAACCUGGCUGCUCAUACUUCAAAGCCCUGCUCGACUGCGCCCUACUUUCAGCCUUCCAGAUCUUGGGUUCUCCAUUUUCAUCUAAGGUGGAUGGACACGUGUCGCCUCAUGCGUAUUCUUCUCACGCUUUCCUUUCACACAAGGCUUUCGGCAGCUUUGGUAUGCUCAUUAAAAUACGUUAUCCAUGCAGAGCUGAGGAAUCUGCUUGUUGCACAAAGAACGGCAAAGCCACGUUAUGGACCCCUUCCCAGAUGAUUCAGUGGUUUGGUCCAGAGCUUAUUUUAGAGCCAAUUCUUUCUUGUUAAGAUUAUCUUUUCCUGUCACUCUCAUCUACCUUGAUACACUCUUGUAUUAGGUAAUUUUACUCGAGUCCAAUAAUUAAUUCUACAGAAGCUUAAUUAUCAUUUAUGUUUUUUUUUGGUUUAUUUGUGAGUCCUGCUACAUGUGAACGGUGUGCGUUUCAGGCAGUAUGACGGAAGUAUCUUGUUUAGCAUCAUAGUCCAUACUUUACAGUAUUUUUUCCUGAGAUUGGAGCAGAUGGUUGCCCAUUUUUGCUUCAAAUAACAGGGAGGUGAUUUUUCAUGAGAUUGGAGCAGACGGUUUCCCGCUGCUAAUUUCUAGUUUGUCGAGAGAUUCGACAUGGAUGAUUGGAUAAGUUGGAUGCCUGAUGACAUUCUAGUUGCUAUAUUGACUUCUCUGCCGCUGAAUGACGCUGGGCACACUAGUGUUCUUUCAUCUCGUCGGAAGAAUACGUGGAAAAACACCUCCCACCUCAAUUUUAUUGAUGACAGUGCAUUGGACAAGAUUGGAAAAGAUAAAAGGCAACGCAACACGGAAAGGAGCAAGUAUGUAAGAUGGGUGAACUCAGUCCUCAAAUCUUUACCGCACAAAGGGGGCUGACCUUGGAAGACUUCAGGAUCUGUUUUGAUGUAGGAAAAUCAUCCUCUGAGUCAAUUUCACAGUGGCUUAAAUUUGCUUUUGAGAGACAAGUUGAAAGGUUGGAGUUGGACCUUCUAGAAUUUGGUUGUCACAUGUCAUUGCCGGGGAAUGUCCAUGUCUUCCCAGAUAAAUUCUUGUUCCAGAAUCCACGUGUCCUUCACCGACAUCAUCCUCCUAUUACUUGUACCACACUAUUUAACUUUAAAUCCCUCAAAUCAUUGUCUUUCAAAAAUGUUCAUGUGAGUGAUGAAGCUAUUGAGUUUUUCGUACAUAACUGCCCAUUCCAUGAGCAAAUAUUUCUCUACAGCAUAGAGAAAUUAUCAAAUCUUGAAGUUUGCGGCUCAUCCCUUGCGUUAAAGCACUUGGAGUUAUGCUGCAUCUAUGAUUUCAUAUCCCUUGAGGUUUCUGCACCAAAUCAUACUUCACUUUCAGUUGGGACAACAAAUGGACUCGUGCUUAGGAAUGUUUCAAUGCUUGUUGAUAUACAUAUUUGUUGUGGGAAAGUUGAAAUUCCAUUGUUAGUUGCUGCACUGAUUUGCUGCCUUUCCCAAUUGCAGAUUCUUUCCCUGUGGCUGGAGAUCCAUCAGGCACGUCAUAUUGUGCUACUCAACUUCCCUGACAUGCCUAAACUGAAGAAGUUGGUCCUAAGUUUUCAGGCAAACCGUGAUGAAAGUGUUCUUCAAUUGACCAUAGAAUCGUGAGGCUUAUCAAAAGUAGGGACAUGAACUUUCUCAUAAAAAGUCAAGAAUUUUUUUAAGCCUCCUAACUUUAUCUGUUAACUUAGUCCUCUCAAGAGAAAUAUUCAAUCCAUCCAUAAUGAAGUCAUACAAUGUAAUAUAACAAACUCUGGC
Molecule: messenger RNA, 1816 nt
Organism: Cuscuta europaea
Lineage: Eukaryota; Viridiplantae; Streptophyta; Magnoliopsida; Solanales; Convolvulaceae
Source: the annotation of a GenBank genome assembly